AUGUUGCCAUUCGUUAUUACCAAAUAUUUGAUUGUUUUGACAAUGAUACCGCUGAACAACAAUGCUAACGCAAUACAGAGAUUCAUUAUUGAAUUAAAUGGUCAAAGAGAAAAUCAAUCUACACAAGCUCCACAGACUACUAACAUAUUGUUACAGCUUUUUGAGCUUCACCUUAGGGGUUUUCCUCAAAGGCUAUUGCCUAGUGUAGGCUCAUCACCUCAUUAUUAUUAUCAUCCUUCUUACAGUAGGUACAGAACAUAUGAUGGUUACUGGCUCUGUUCCUAUUACUAUUGUUGUUAUAGAUAA
Messenger RNA from Loa loa (African eye worm), 306 nucleotides. RefSeq lists its product as hypothetical. The record is from RefSeq and is a predicted model, not a curated record. NCBI's taxonomy places the organism in Eukaryota, Metazoa, Nematoda, Chromadorea, Rhabditida, Onchocercidae. Bases 1 to 306 code for a protein of 101 amino acids. The transcript has 2 exons.